UGACCCACUUGACCUAAAUAGAGAGCGUCAAGUAGCACACAGACGUGUGCUGGUGCUGUGUUAGUGGAAGAUUUAACAGUGAACCUACAUUUGACAGAAAUUCAGGUUUAGUGUGGGAAUUGUUCUAGUUACACUUGCUGGCAGGCUAAACUCAAGUACUACUACACUUGAGACGAUGUCGGACUACCACAAGAAGAUGAUGAACUAUUUCGGCGCCGGUGGUGUCAUGUUAAGCUUGUCCCUGGCAAGGGAGUUGGGCGUGGUGAAGAUGUUGAUGGAAGCCAAAGUCCCUCUCACAUCACAGCAGGUGGCUGACAAGCUGAACCUCAGAGAAAGGUAUGUGCGUGAGAUACUUGGUUCACUCGCUGUCGGGGAGGUCAUCAGCGUGGACGACUCGUCCACCCAGUUCCAUGUUCCAGAUGACCGCAAGGCCACAUUCAAUGCAAUAUCCGUGUUUUCCAGAUUUUUGCCACAGUUUGGUUUGAGACAUGCCAGUAUCAAGGACUGUGCUCAACAACGGAACACUGGUGGAAUAGUCUACAGUCAAACCCCUGGGCUUUUUGAAACAUUGACAGACAUUUUGGUCGUAGUCAAGAAAGAUAUGAUUGAUACAGAUAUCCUGUCUGCCAUUCCUCUGUUGCUGCCAAAGUUAGAAUCCGGAAUCAAGGUUGCGGAAUUUGGUUGUGCAACUGGGAUAAUUUUAAACAAAUUAGCUUCGCGAUUCAAGAACAGCACCUUCCUUGGUUCUGAUGUAGCAAGCGUGCCAUUGGUUCAAGCCAGAGAGGAAGCAAGCAACCAGGGCCUUCAGAAUGUCACUUAUGACACAGACAAUAUUGAAACUAUAUCUGAAAGCUACAAGGAGAGUUUUGAUUGGAUACUUACCCGUCUAGUUAUUCAUGACUUAACAUAUCCACAGAAAGCCUUAAACGAGAUUUACCAGUGUCUGAAACCAGGGGGUAUUUUCAGCAUGAUUGAGGUUGGAAUAGAGGGAGGCAUAACUGGCAACAUUGCUAAUGCUUCAGCUAUGUUCUACUACUCGGCGAGCACAUUCUUGUGUAUUCCGGAAAGCUUGCGCAGGCCUGACUCUGCAGCACUUGGGGCUACAUGGGGUGCAUCUUUGGCAAGAGAGAUGGUUGCUAAAGCCGGUUUCACCAUCAUCAACGAGUCUGUGAGUCACACAGAUGAGCAUGAGAUACACUUUGUCUGUCAGAAGUAGAUUUCAGUUGUAUUGUACAGUGACAUAAAUCUUUAAAACUUUAAGCUAUUUAGAAGAGGUUCAAGGAAAGUUUUUUUCAGAUAGAUCAGUGCAGCAUUUAAUACUAGUAUAUCAGGAUAUCAUAAUUAUUUGAGAUUGUGUAAAAAGAUUAAGUAUUAAUAAUGCAUGUGAGGACCUGAUAGACAACGAGUUUGAAAUUCUUGUAACUCCGGGUAAUAAGCAUCUAAUAUCCUCGGGGGGCACGGGUGACCCAGUCGCCUGAGGCGCCGCGUUUCGCUGUGCAGAGUUGCGUCCCUUGGACACGUCAGAAACCUAUGAUUGUGGGUUCGAAUCCCGGUUCA
Haliotis rufescens (red abalone) is the source of this 1557-nucleotide messenger RNA. RefSeq lists its product as uncharacterized. The record is from RefSeq and is a predicted model, not a curated record. The transcript is spliced from 5 exons. The coding region runs from base 176 to 1216 and encodes 346 amino acids. NCBI's taxonomy places the organism in Eukaryota, Metazoa, Mollusca, Gastropoda, Lepetellida, Haliotidae.